AUGACUCAGAUCGAUACAACUGUGCAUUACGACAAUGGAUAUGAUCAGGAUGAAUAUAUGAUGCAAGAAGAGGAAUGGGACAGAGAUCUGCUGUUGGAUCCGGCAUGGGAGAAGCAGCAGAGGAAGACAUUUACAGCUUGGUGUAACUCCCACCUGAGGAAGGCUGGCACCCAGAUUGAGAACAUUGAGGAAGACUUCAGGAAUGGCCUCAAACUUAUGCUUUUGCUUGAAGUCAUCUCGGGUGAAAGGUUACCUAAGCCUGACAGAGGAAAAAUGCGUUUUCACAAGAUAGCUAAUGUCAACAAAGCACUUGAUUUCAUCACUAGCAAAGGUGUCAAACUUGUCUCAAUUGGAGCUGAAGAAAUUGUUGAUGGGAACGUUAAGAUGACUCUCGGAAUGAUUUGGACCAUCAUCCUCCGCUUUGCCAUUCAGGACAUCUCUGUGGAAGAAACAUCGGCUAAGGAGGGCCUGCUCCUCUGGUGUCAGAGAAAGACCGCCCCGUACCGAAAUGUCAACGUCCAGAACUUCCACGUCAGCUGGAAGGAUGGCUUGGCCUUCUGUGCCCUCAUCCACAGGCACAGGCCUGACCUCAUUGACUACGCCAAACUCAACAAGGAUGAUCCUCUGGGGAAUCUGAACCUUGCCUUUGACAUUGCAGAGAAACACCUGGACAUCCCCAAAAUGCUGGAUGCAGAUGACUUGGUAAACACAGCACGACCUGAUGAGAGGACGGUUAUGACUUAUAUCUCCAGCUACUAUCACACGUUCGCAGGUGCUCAGAAGGCUGAGACUGCUGCAAAUAGGAUCUGUAAGGUGUUGGGGGUGAAUCAGGAAAAUGAAAAGAUGAUGGAGGAGUAUGAGAGGCUGGCCAGUGAGCUUUUGGAGUGGAUUCGUAGGACGACUCCUUGGUUGGAGAACCGUGUUGCAGAGAAAACCAUGGCAGAGAUGCAGCGUAAGCUUGAGGACUUCAGAGACUACAGACGUCUACACAAACCACCAAAAGUUCAGGAGAAAUGUCAGCUGGAAAUCAACUUCAACACUCUGCAGACCAAACUUCGCAUCAGCAACCGACCUGCAUUUAUGCCCUCUGAAGGGAAACUGGUGUCUGACAUAGCGAGUGCGUGGCAGGGUUUGGAGCAGGCAGAAAAGGGUUUUGAGGAGUGGCUGCUGACUGAAAUUCGCAGACUGGAACGACUAGAUCACUUGGCCGAAAAAUUCCGCCAGAAAGCCACAAGCCAUGAGAGCUGGGCCAAUGGUAAGGAGGAUAUUCUCACUCAGAAAGACUACGAGACAGCCUCCCUGAUGGAGGUGAGAGCGUUGCUACGGAAGCAUGAGGCGUUCGAGAGUGACUUGGCUGCCCACCAGGACAGAGUUGAGCAAAUUGCUGCCAUUGCUCAAGAGCUAAAUGAGCUUGAUUACCAUGAUGUGGCUGCUGUUAACCAGAGGUGCCAAAACAUCUGUGACCUUUGGGAUAAGCUAGGCACACUCACCCAGAAACGCAGAGAGGCCUUGGAGAGAACUGAGAAGCUGUUGGAGACAGUGGAGCAGCUCUUUCUGGAGUUUGCUAAGAGAUCUGCUCCCUUUAACAACUGGAUGGAGGGAGCCAUGGAGGAUCUGCAGGACAUGUUCAUAGUGCACACAAUCGAGGAAGUUCAGACUCUGAUAGCAGCCCACGAGCAGUUUAAGGCCACUCUCCCAGUGGCAGAUGCGGAGAGACAGGCCAUUGUAGGGAUCCAGAAUGAAGUGCAGAAAAUCUCUCAGAGUUAUGGUAUCCAGUGCAACCUGACCAACCCCUACAGCACUCUGACCACAGAGGACAUCCUCACCAAGUGGGAGAAGGUGAAGAAGCUGGUUCCUCUGAGGGAUGGUGCUCUGCAGGAGGAGUUAGCCAGGCAGCAUUCUCAUGAGAGACUGAGACGACAGUUUGCUGCACAGGCCAACCUCAUCGGACCCUGGAUCCAGACCAGGAUGGAGGAGAUUGGUCGCUGUGCACUUGAGAUGGGCGGGACCCUAGAGGACCAGAUGACUCAGCUGAAACAGUAUGAACACAUUAUUGUCGCUUAUAAACCCAACAUUGACAAACUGGAGGGUGACCAUCAGCUCAUCCAAGAGUCGCUCAUCUUCGACAACAAGCACACUAAUUACACCAUGGAGCACAUCCGAGUUGGUUGGGAGUUACUCCUGACAACCAUUGCUCGCACAAUCAACGAGAUCGAGACUCAAAUCCUGACUCGAGAUGCCAAAGGGAUCAGCCAGGAACAGAUGAACGAGUUCCGCUCAUCCUUCAACCACUUUGACCGGGAGGAGACAGGUAAAUUGCGUCGUGAUGAAUUCAAGGCAUGUCUGAUAAGCCUUGGUCAUGUUGGGAAUGACAAACAGAAGAAGAAUGGAGCCAUGGACACAGAUGACUUUAGAGCCUGUCUCAUCUCGAUGGGUUAUGAUUUGGGUGAAGUAGAGUUUGCUCGGAUCAUGAUGCUGGUGGAUCCUAACGGCACUGGUGUAGUGUCGUUCCAGUCCUUUAUCGACUUCAUGACCAGAGAGACAGCAGACACCGACACAGCUGAUCAGGUCGUCGCAUCCUUCAGGAUUCUGGCAAGCGACAAGCCAUAUAUUCUGGUGGAUGAGUUGAGGAGGGAGCUUCCACCAGACCAGGCGGAGUACUGCAUCUCCAGAAUGCCUCCUUACACUGGGCCAGGGGCAGUGACGGGGGCACUAGACUACACAGCCUUCUCUACUGCCCUCUAUGGAGAGAGCGACCUGUGA
Messenger RNA from Chanos chanos (milkfish), 2763 nucleotides. It is a transcript of the gene actn2b, whose product is annotated as actinin, alpha 2b. Gene Ontology annotation, molecular function: calcium ion binding; protein binding. The record is from RefSeq and is a predicted model, not a curated record. Lineage: Eukaryota; Metazoa; Chordata; Actinopteri; Gonorynchiformes; Chanidae. The transcript is spliced from 22 exons. Bases 1 to 2763 code for a protein of 920 amino acids.